Molecule: messenger RNA, 404 nt
Organism: Manis javanica (Malayan pangolin)
Lineage: Eukaryota; Metazoa; Chordata; Mammalia; Pholidota; Manidae
Source: RefSeq, a predicted model, not a curated record
GGGCCUGACUUACAAGGAAUCUGGGGUAGACAUUGCAGCUGGAGAUAUGCUUGUCCAAAAAAUUAAGCCUUCAGCAAAAGCCACCUCCAGACCAGGCUGUGAUGUUGAUCUUGGAGGUUUUGCUGGUCUUUUUGAUCUGAGAGCAGCUGGUUUCAAAGAUCCUCUUCUGGCCUGUGGAACAGAUGGUGUUGGAACUAAACUGAAGAUUGCCCAGCAGUGCAACAAGCAUGAUACCAUUGGUCAAGAUUUGGUUGCAAUGUGUGUAAAUGAUAUUCUGGCACAAGGAGCAGAACCCCUCUUCUUCCUUGAUUACUUUUCCUGUGGAAAACUUGACCUCAAUACAACUGAAACUGUUGUCACUGGAAUCGCUAAAGCUUGUGGAAAAGCUGGAUGUGCUCUUCUUG